Molecule: messenger RNA, 1284 nt
Organism: Salvia splendens (bonfire salvia)
Lineage: Eukaryota; Viridiplantae; Streptophyta; Magnoliopsida; Lamiales; Lamiaceae
Product: pathogenesis-related protein PRB1-3
Exons: 2
Coding region: 490-1110 (206 amino acids)
Source: RefSeq, a predicted model, not a curated record
UCUUUUCUUUUUCUUAUGUGGUGAGAUUCCUACAUCCCUCUGAGUACACAACAUUGUGAGCUACGCUUCUCUGCGAAAGAUGCAAUCUUGGACGCAAGACUACGGAUCCUGGUGUGCGAGCUGGUUCGGCAGCAGCGAUGGCGAUGCAGGAGAUCCAUUAUUAUCUUGUACCGAUGAUCAUGGAGCUUAUGAUGACUCAUACUACUUGACUUACGACCAUAUAGAGGAUUAUGCAGCUAAGAAUUGGUGCACGGACGAAGAUGAUAAACAAAGCAGUGAGUGGGAGAGAUGGCUGGGAGCCGAAGAUUAUCAGUGGAUUGGCUAUGGUUCUUUGGAAGACGAUGCUGAUGCCAGCUGGCCUCUUGUUUGGGAUUGGAAUGUAAGCAAUGAAUUGUAACCAUCAAAUUUGGCGUGCAAAGAGGAAGGACAUAGGAAAUAAAAACCAAAAAACAGGAAAAAAAAAAAACAAGUCCUCUUCCAAAAGCAAAUAUGGGAAGAGCGAUGAGGAGCGCGAUGAGUGUCGUGAUCCUUGUCGCGGCCGUGUUGGCGGCCUCAGCAGGGGCGAAGGUGGUCCACAACACGCCGAAGUCGGAACUGAGGAGGCGGACCACCCACCAAAAGCCCGCGGUAAUGCAGGCGGCGUACGUGCCGACCAUGAACCUGGAGCAGCAGGACUACCUGAAGGCGCACAACGAGUUCCGGGAGUUGGCGGGCAUGCCGGCGCUGGCGUGGGACGCGAAGCUGGCGGCGUCGGCGCACGAGUGGGCGGAGAAGCGGCGCGGGGACUGCGACUACCGCAGGCACUCGAACAGCCCCUACGGCGAGAACAUCUUCUACAUGAAGUACCGAGAGUUCUCGCCCAAGGACGUGGUGCAGUGGUGGUUCAGCGAGAGCAAGAUGUACGACUCGCGCCAGCUGCGGUGCCGCUGCGCCCCGGAGAGGGAGGGCUGCGAGUGCGGCCACUUCCUCAACGUGGUGUGGCGGGACACCAAGAGGGUCGGCUGCAGCGGCAACGUCUACUGCAACGAUCAGGGUGGUGUCUACAUCGUCUGCGAGUACGACCCGCCCGCGCUCUCUGCUGGAAAUCCCUUCACCCUCCACAACUAUUGAUUCCAUUCCUUUUCCCUUUUUUUUAGCAAUAUCAAUGUGAACACGAAUGGGAUUAAUUGGUUUAGGAUGCACUAAUCUUCAUCGAUUCUUUGUUUAGUAUUUUGCGGGGUGCUGUUUUUUUAAUCAGCUAGUGCUGAAUUUCUACUAAACAUUCUAGUAUUUGCUUUCGGUUUA